CGAGCCAUGCGAAGUGCGAUUUCAAUCUGCGCGUUGGCGCUUCUCUCGUGUGCGAGCGCCUCGACGCACGGAGCACUUCGAAGUGAGUCUCUCGUCUCUGUCUACGGCCAGUGCGGUGGUCGAGGGUACGCCGGUGCGACGACCUGUACCUCUGGCAACACGUGCGUCUACAUCGCCUCGACCUACUCGCAGUGCCUGCCCACACCGCCGACAAGCACCGAGUUUGCGACGUAUGCGCAGUGCGACGGAAGCAACUUCAAGACCAACGGCAAGACGUGUCGGCCCAACGACAUGUGCUACAAACUAACGUCGUUGCUCUCGCGAUGCUACCCCAAGAAAUCCGAGUAGGCCCAUACCAAGGUCUUGGAGGAGCCAGAGAAAACUGCAGCCUCCAACACAUCCGUGUAGUAGUGGUACGAACGAGAUACCGUUCUCUAGUUCAAUACAAUCCAUGUUCAG
Saprolegnia parasitica CBS 223.65 is the source of this 459-nucleotide messenger RNA. RefSeq lists its product as hypothetical. Gene Ontology annotation, biological process: carbohydrate metabolic process. The coding region runs from base 7 to 348 and encodes 113 amino acids. Gene Ontology annotation, molecular function: cellulose binding. The transcript has a single exon. The record is from RefSeq and is a predicted model, not a curated record. NCBI's taxonomy places the organism in Eukaryota, Oomycota, Saprolegniomycetes, Saprolegniales, Saprolegniaceae. Gene Ontology annotation, cellular component: extracellular region.